Messenger RNA from Olea europaea var. sylvestris, 519 nucleotides. RefSeq lists its product as uncharacterized. The transcript has a single exon. The coding region runs from base 1 to 519 and encodes 172 amino acids. NCBI's taxonomy places the organism in Eukaryota, Viridiplantae, Streptophyta, Magnoliopsida, Lamiales, Oleaceae. The record is from RefSeq and is a predicted model, not a curated record.
AUGGAGAUCAAGGAUAUGAAAGAGUUGAAGUGGCCUUCAAGGAUGAAGUCGUCCCCUGACACAAGAGAUAGGAGCAAGUAUUAUGAAUUUCACCGAGAUUAUGGUCAUACCAAUGAGGAUUGUCAAGCCUUACAGCGGGAGAUUGAAGCCUUCAUCAAAAGAGGGCUCUUAAGAAAUUACAUCGAUCAUGAUAAAGGUCUGAAGAAUGAGCGUGACAAUCAAAAAGAGCCCGGAGCAGGAAGCAGUGCUCAACCCACUACCGGGACCAUUAAUAUUAUCAUUGGAGGUAUAGCAUCUGGAGGAGACACAAACAGUGGGAGAAAGCAGUAUGCCUGCCAACAUGCUCAUACCCCAAGGGAAUCCCAUGAUGAAGUCAAAGAAAUUACCUUUGGGGCAAGGGAUUUGAAAGGAGUAUCAUAUGCUCAUGACGAUGCCUUGGUGGUCUCUGCAAUUGUGGCUAACUUCCAAGUAAAGAGGAUUCUGAUCGAUAAUGGGAGUGCAACAAACAUACUAUCAUAG